AUGUCGUACAACACCCUUGAAGAUACAUUCAAGAAUAGGUUGCUCCAACAAGAGUCUAUCCAUGAGGAUGGCAGCAUUACUUGCCCAUCGAUUGAGCUGGGUGGCUACAGUGACACCAUGUUGAACUUGAUAUACACAUCUCCUUUUAGCCGGUCCAAAGAGCUCAGUUCAGAAUGUGAGCUAAAUGUUGUAGGCUAUCAUUCUGGAGUGAAGGAUGCUCAUGCUCAUGGCUCUUCUGUACCAGUGUAA
This is a messenger RNA of Miscanthus lutarioriparius, 249 nucleotides long. Lineage: Eukaryota; Viridiplantae; Streptophyta; Magnoliopsida; Poales; Poaceae. The record is from the annotation of a GenBank genome assembly.